CGUUGCCAUUUCGGCUUGAAGCCUUGAACAGCUCUGGCCCAUGGGCGAGCUAUCUUGUUCUAUAAAUACUCCCAUUAGUUAGUAGAAUAAACUAGAUUACAAGCUCCACAGUCAGUCAUCGCCCUGCAAGCAUAGCAACUGAAAAACAUAUCAAAGAUCAGACUUCAGGGGGCAUAGGACUUAGCCUUACCAAGAGCCAAAACUAAAAACCCAGUUUGCACUUUGCGAAGAAAAAGGAAAAUGAAGGGAUUAGAGAAUGAACAUUAUAGAAAAGGCCUAUGGACAGAGGAGGAGGACAAAAUUUUGUCCGACUAUAUAAGAGUGCACGGGAGAGGCCACUGGAACCGCAUCUCUAAGGUGACAGCUUUGAAGAGGUGCGGGAAGAGCUGCAGGUUACGGUGGCUGAAUUAUCUGAACCCCGAUAUCAAGCUUGGUCACUUUUCAGAGGAAGAAGAUGACCUUAUUGUCAGACUCCACAACCUUCUUGGAAACAGGUGGUCUCUUAUAGCUAGGCGAGUCCCUGGAAGAACCGACAACCAAGUGAAGAAUCACUGGAACACUCAUCUUUGCAAGAAACUAGGCAUUAAAAAACCAAGGGGAAAAGCUGUAUGCUCUAUCAGAAAAAUUUCUUCUCCAACAGAUGAGACUAAAACAGUAUCAACUGACAACUUCAACUUUAAGCCUCUUCAAAGUAGCCGGAUCACCAUGAGUGUAGAUUGCCCUAUAAAUACUAGUGAGACUUCUAAUCAUGGCGUUGAAACUCAUCAGUUCAUCGAUGAUCAGCAUUGCAUUCAAUCUUUUUUGUCUGCUGGUAAUAGUUUCAAAGUGAAUAGCCCUGGAUUUUUGGAAUUUCUAGAUGGGUUUUUCUGUUGAUGUAAUCUAACAAACCACUAGGCUUUCUUUUUUUUUUUAAUCGUCAAACAAAUUAAAAAACUUAUAUAUGCUAUGUUUCUAGCAUUUCUAUCUUUUAUCUGCUCUGGUUUUUCUCUACUUAAUAACUAGAAACUGAAAAUUAUAUGUUG
Theobroma cacao (cacao) is the source of this 1022-nucleotide messenger RNA. Its product is annotated as transcription factor WER-like. NCBI's taxonomy places the organism in Eukaryota, Viridiplantae, Streptophyta, Magnoliopsida, Malvales, Malvaceae. The record is from RefSeq and is a predicted model, not a curated record.